Messenger RNA from Rotaria sp. Silwood1, 969 nucleotides. Lineage: Eukaryota; Metazoa; Rotifera; Eurotatoria; Philodinida; Philodinidae. The record is from the annotation of a GenBank genome assembly.
AUGAAAAUAUGUUUUUCUUUACUAUUAUUUAUAUUACUAAGUUUUUUGGGCCAUUGUACUCAACCAUAUUUUCCACCACAACUUCUAUUUUUUGCUGGUCCGACAUUAUAUGCAAUUGACGAAAUAAAUCAAAGAGCUUACAAAUCAGUCAGUGAAAGUAUAAAAUCAUCAGAAACAGCAUAUGCAAUGAAAAAAUUCCCAUAUGCAAUUCCUGAUUCUCCACAAUCCAAAUAUUAUGUUCAGUUACAAGACAAGUUUCCCGAUACUGGUUGUCGAUAUGAAACAUAUUGGAAAUAUGGUGGCAAUACUUUUAAUACAUUUCCAGAACAUUGGAGUAAUGGAAGCUCUUUUGAAAUAAAAAAUUUUAUAAACUUUAAAUAUGAAAUGAUACGUUCGAAUAAAUCAUCUGUAUAUGAAGAUUAUUGGUAUUCAAAUAAAACGUGUCGACCUCUCGGAAAAACUUGUCCAUGUGAAGAAAUUUAUUUUCGAAAAGAUACUGAUAUUCCUGUUAGAUCAACUAAAGUUAUUCAUACACCAUGGGAUGAUCAACAAUACACAACAGAAUAUUUGAUGAUAAAAGUAGGAAAACCAGAUGAUAAGUAUUUUGAUCCUAUAAUAAAAGACUGGGCUUUCACUUGUCGAGAUGUUAUGCUUAAACUUUUAUACAAUCCAAAUACAUCCAAAAUAGAUUUAAACCAAAGUGUAAAAAUUCAAGUUUGGCUUUCUACUCCUCCACAUCGAAUUAAUGGAACUGAUACUGUAACUAUUCAAUGGAAAGCAGCUGAAUGCACUGAUUGUUUUACAUGGAAACCAAAACAACUUUCUUUUAACAGUGAAAAUUUUCAUAAACAACAAACAUUAGAAAUAACUCGUGUAAAAGAUGGUCCCAAAACAAUUCUUGUUCCAAUCUUUACUGGUGGAGGUUUUGAUCUUGUUCCACCUCUUAGUUAUACCAUUGUUAUUGAAUAA